Messenger RNA from Notodromas monacha, 3279 nucleotides. NCBI's taxonomy places the organism in Eukaryota, Metazoa, Arthropoda, Ostracoda, Podocopida, Cyprididae. The record is from the annotation of a GenBank genome assembly.
AUGAAGGAAGAGCCCCGGAUAUUUGACGCCGGGAAGGGAAUAAUCGGGUCCGGGAGAGAAUCAUCGAGCCCUCGACUGUCCAAUGGGAGUGGAGUGACGGAUGGGGCCAGUGGACACCCUGGAGCCCCUGCUCCAAACCCUGUGGAGGUGGUAUCAAGACCCAGUGGAGGAAGUGCCUCCUUGAACAAGAGCCAGGUUCAAGCCACAGGCAAGAGAGAAUCAUCGAGCCCUCGACUGUCCAAUGGGAGUGGAGUGACGGAUGGGGCCAGUGGACACCCUGGAGCCCCUGCUCCAAACCCUGUGGAGGUGGUAUCAAGACCCAGUGGAGGAAGUGCCUCCUUGAACAAGAGCCAGGUUCAAGCCACAGGCAAAAGAAUCCGACACAGGGAUAAAUUCACAAAAUCCAAGAAGAAAAGGGGAAAAUCUGGCGGAUCCAACUUAUUGUGUUCGGGGGUCAGCGAACGGUAUCACCUCUGCAACGACCAGAAAUGUUCGGGAGUUCAAGUGGACCAACUAGCUGAGGAAUGUUCAGCCUUCAACAACAAAUCGUUCGGCCGUGGGCAUUUUUAUACAUGGGAACCUUUUGAAAAAGCUGGGGCCCCGUGUGAGUUGAAUUGUCGGCCGAUAGGACAAAGAUUCGUGGCCACGCGGAGCAGGACUGUCGGCGACGGGUUGCCGUGCGACCCGAAGGAACCAGCAGCAGAACCCGCUGGUCGCCAUGUCUGCAUCAAAGGCAAAUGCACGCCAGUUUCUUGCGAAGGAGUCAUCGGCAAGAAGAGGGAGCCUUGUUUCCCAAAGCGACCUUUGACCUUGGUUUCGGAGCUCUUUGCACGGAAUGACAUGGGCGUUGGCACGCAUCUUGUCACAACAAUUCCGGCGGGAGCGAAAUACGUCAAUGUCAGCCACGUGAAACCGUCUGCCAACAGGAUAGGUUUCCGGUUGCCCAGUGGAACCACAAUCGCUGGGGGCAGCAAAUACACGUGGCGGCCCCAUCGCCAGGACACGGAAUUCGCCCGCGUGGCCGGAAUGCAAUUCUCCUUCCGGGUUCCGGACGAUCCCCGGAGAGAACCCGGGUCCGCAGGGAUCCGAGGCCCGUUAACGCAACCCGUUCAAGUCGUGCUAAUCACGAGAGAAUGGAACCAAGGGAUUUCGUAUCGCUUCUUUGAGCAGCCCCCCGACGAAAACGACGACGAAGAAAAGCACGCGUGGCAAAAUGAAGUCGACCAGCGCCGCGAAAUUGAAUCUUAUUCUUCUGUUUCCGCAACAUUGCCGAAAACAAUCCCACUACGCAGCGAAAGGAAGAGCUGGUCUCAUUAUGACUGGAACAUGAAACGUAAUUAUGUGCACACUCAAAAUCAGCAACGGGUGAUUUGGAAACUUUUCGGCUUCAACAACUGCUCUGCAUCGUGUGGAGGAGGUUUCCUGGAUGCUGUUGCGAGAUGCGUGGACACUGCCAAUAACGACAGAGAAAUCUCCGAGGCCUACUGCCUCAAACUGCCAAAACCUAGUCCGCAAAAAUUGCCAUGCAACACCGACAUCCCUUGUCCGGCAAAAUGGAUGCUGGGAGACUGGGGUGAAUGCAGCAAACCCUGUGACUCCGGAGUCCAAGAACGGACCUGGGAGUGCAAACAACGUAUGACGUCAAUGGUGAUCGUUAAUAGACCGGAUCACGCAUGUAAUACUCGGAAACCAGGAAGUACACUGAGAGCGUGUCUAUUGCGGCAUUGCGACGCAUGGGUUGUCGGACCGUGGUCUGAAUGUAGUGCGAGUUGUGGAGACGGAUUCAAGACAAGAGAAGUUACUUGUGGUUUUGGUGGUAACACAAAUGAUUCUACGGGUUCAUGGACGGCUGUUUGCAAUAUGGAGACUAGACCCGAAGACACAACAAAUUGUUCGGAAAAUGCUUGUUCUUCUGACCGAUUCGUCACUUUGGCACACCAGGAAUUCGUUGACAAUAUCAAGGGCUGGUUUGUCUCGGACUGGGAUGAUUCAGCAUGUACGCAGCCAACUUCAUGUCAAAAUGAUCAAAAAGGGGCAUUCAGGAAGCGUCAAGUGAAAUGUUUCGGUGGGGAUUGUGAUCCCGAGUGGAAACCCAAAGAGGAAACCCAUUGUGCCAACACUGUGUCCAAUAUUUCCUGCUCUGAGACCCAAUCCAGUGAAAAGGAAUUCCUGUGGGUCACUGGAACAUGGACAGAGUGUUCUGCUCGUUGUGGAGGAGGCAAACGGCACAGAAGAGUAUUUUGUGCUGAAAUCAAUUCUUCGUCUGGUCAAAUCAUCGGCCCUGGUGAAACCAAUUGUCCUGUCGUCGAUCGCCCUCACAACGAGGAAAAAUGCGGUCUGGAACAUUGUGCCCCCAGAUGGUUUGCAGAGGAGAAAAUAGACUGCUCAUGUGAAAGCAGGAAACGAGAGAGAACGGCCGUUUGUUUCGACGACGAGCACGGGAUCGUGCUUGAUUCCCAAUGCCCCCAGGAAAAGAAACCCAGGAACAGUACGGAUUGUAGCCCAGAAGAAAUGUCCCACUUUGGUUGCCUCAUGAACUCUCACGUGGUUGCUGAUGAGCCCUUUGUCGCUGAAAACAGCUCUCCUCGAAGCACGCAAAAUUUCGCUGCUCGGGCAGAAGAAGAAGCCAUUUUCCACCCAGUCGUUGAGAGACUGAUAGCGAAUGAAGAUUUGGGAAAUGAAGAUUCCAUCAGAAACACACAGCCUGGGAUUAGAACAAGUUCGAGUAUUCUUACGAGCACUUCAACAACCAGCACUGCAGUGCCGAACGAAGACGACGAUUACUCAGGAAAUGCAUGCGAGGACACUGCUCGCAAUUGUUACAUGAUCUACCAGGCAAGACUUUGCAAAUAUCAAGUUUUCAAGUCUGGCUGCUGUGCAACUUGUGGACUUUGACCCCUUCUUCUCAUCCGCCUUUCUUGCCUCGAAACAACUUGGACAAAAUUUGAUUUUUCUCAAAUUGGACCAUCUUGAUUGAACCCAGAUGUGCUGAAAAAAAAACUUUUCGUAGGCGCAUUUCGAAUUUGUACAGUAAGAGUUUUUAUUUCUAAAAAAAAAAAUGUCGAAGUGUAAGAUUGUGUUUCGAAUGCAAGAAUUUCUCAAACCAUAAUUUGUGGAUAUAGCGAUGUUCAUGAAUUACUGAAACGCGACUCGUGCUGAUUUGUUUUACGAGAGAAAUUUGAUUUGCCGUCAAUUUGAUCAAGGGAAGUCAUUGUGGUUAUUGUAAAAAAAAAGAGACUCCCCGUCUGUUUUAUUAAAAAUUUUCAUUUUACAAAAAAA